Messenger RNA from Erigeron canadensis, 1803 nucleotides. Its product is annotated as protein NRT1/ PTR FAMILY 8.2-like. Gene Ontology annotation, biological process: oligopeptide transport; transmembrane transport. The transcript has 5 exons. Gene Ontology annotation, molecular function: transmembrane transporter activity. The coding region runs from base 46 to 1803 and encodes 585 amino acids. Gene Ontology annotation, cellular component: membrane. The record is from RefSeq and is a predicted model, not a curated record. Lineage: Eukaryota; Viridiplantae; Streptophyta; Magnoliopsida; Asterales; Asteraceae.
UUCAUAACUCAACAUUACUACAUUACCAGCAGAUACAUCACACUCAUGGAACAAAACUCUCCUCACUUGAUCCUCUCUUCAGAUGAAAGUAUGUACGUGUUGCUUGAUAACUGUUUAUACACUACGGAUGGGACAGUGGAUUAUCGCAACCGCCCUGCAAACCGGUUAAAAACCGGAAGUUGGAAGGCCUGCUUCUUCAUAAUUGCAACCGCAAGUUUUGAACGGCUGGCAUUUUUUGGGAUGAGUGCCAAUCUGUUGCUGUAUUUCAAGUAUGAACUCAAUGAACACAGUGCCACAGCCUCAAGAAAUCUAUCAAAUUGGACUGGGGCAUGCUACAUUGCCCCAUUGUUUGGAGCGUUUGUUGCGGAUGGCUAUGUAGGGAAAUACUGGACAAUAGCUAGUACUUCAAUUGUGUAUGCCAUUGGAAUCACAUUGUUAACGUUAUCAGCUUCAGCACCUGAGUGGAUGUCGACCCUCUUUACAACAGAUGCUUAUAAUGUAACCGAUGCUCAGACUAUAAUAUGCUUCACAGCGCUUUACUUGGUGGCAGUGGCAAGUGGAGGACUCAAAGCUUGUAUCGCAGCCUAUGGGGCAGACCAAUUUGAUGAUAAUGAUAAGGCCGAGAAAAAGUUCAAAAGUUCUUACUUCAACUGGUAUUAUCAGAUGAUGAACAUUGGCAACCUUCUUGCUCAUUCUUUGGUAGUGUGGGUACAAGACAAUGUGGGUUGGGAUUGGGGGUUUGGAAUUCCUGCUUUAGCCAUGGCAACAGGAGUAGUUUUGUUCUUCUCGGGUACCUGGUUUUACAGGAACCAUAAGCCCAGGGGCAGCCCGAUGACCAGUUUCUUCCAAGUGGUUGUUGCUUCAUUAAAAAAGAAAAAUACCAUCGUACCAACUGAUGCGUUACUUUUAUACGAGAUUUCUGGUGCCAAUUCAACCAUCACAGGAAGUCGCAAACUUGAUCAUACAACAAACUUUAGGUUCUUUGACAAGGCAGCAGUGGAGACACCAUCAGAUCGUGCAAAGGGAUCGAUCAACCCAUGGAGCCUAUGCACAGUUACCCAAGUGGAAGAACUGAAAACCAUGUUGCGUUUGCUACCAAUAUGGAUCACUGGGAUCAUAUUCAGCACUGCUCGUAGCCAGAUGGACAAUCUAGUCGUCUUACAAGGCUCUUUCAUGGACACUCAAGUUGGCAAAUCUAGUUUCAAUAUCCCACCAGCAUCACUCAGUACUUUUGGGAUCCUUAGUGUCAUAUUCUGGGUCCCAGUCUAUGACCAGAUAAUUGUCCCACUUACCCGAAAACUCACAAAUCAUCCAAACGGGCUAACUCAACUCCAACGAAUUGGAACAGGAUAUUUCAUUUCAAUUUUUUCAAUGUUAUCUGCUGGGAUCUUGGAAGUAAUUAGGCUGAACAUUGUCAAAAGGCACAACUACUAUGAAAUCAGUCCCAUACCUAUCUCCAUAUUUUGGCAAGUCCCACAAUUUUUAUUAAUGGGGUGUGCAGAAGUGUUCACACUUGUGGGUCAGAUGGAGUUUUUCUAUGAGCAAGUGCCUGACUCAAUGAGAAGCUUGGGCUCAGCCUUACGGCUCAUGAUUAUUGCAAUGGGUAACUAUACAAGCUCUUUGCUUGUAAGCAUUGUUAUAAAAGUUACGACUAAAGAUGGAAAGCCAGGGUGGAUACCAGAUAAUCUGAACUAUGGUAAACUGCAGAACUUUUUCUGGCUUUUGGCGGUUUUAAGUCUGAUAAAUCUUGGGGUUUUUGUGGUCGUUGCAAAAUGGCAUACAAGUAAGAGAGUCGUUGGAUGA